Mauremys mutica (yellowpond turtle) is the source of this 2850-nucleotide messenger RNA. It is a transcript of the gene THBD, whose product is annotated as thrombomodulin. The transcript has a single exon. The record is from RefSeq and is a predicted model, not a curated record. Gene Ontology annotation, cellular component: membrane; extracellular matrix; external side of plasma membrane. Gene Ontology annotation, biological process: cell migration. The coding region runs from base 104 to 1750 and encodes 548 amino acids. NCBI's taxonomy places the organism in Eukaryota, Metazoa, Chordata, Testudines, Geoemydidae. Gene Ontology annotation, molecular function: extracellular matrix protein binding; extracellular matrix binding; transmembrane signaling receptor activity.
GAGCGAGCGGAGGCAUGACCGAGGUUUCCCAGCGCCGGGCGUGCAGGGGAGCCGCCGAUUGCUCGCGGGCAGCCCCCGGUGCUCCGCUCCGCCGCCCCGCACCAUGCUGCGGCUCUGCCUGGCGCUGGUGGCCGCGGCCCAGCUCGGGCGCUCGGCUCCCGCCCCGCCGCCGCCGCCCGCGGGCGCUCAGUGCAUCGAGCACGUCUGCUUCGGCGUGUUCUGGGGGCGCCAGCGGUUCCCCGACGCCGGCCGGCUCUGCCAGGCCGGCGGGGGGCAGCUCAUGACGGUGCGCUCCACGGUGGAGGAGUCCGCCAUCGCCCUGCUGGUGCGGAACCGGAGCGACGCCCGCCUGUGGAUCGGGCUGCAGCUGCCCGCGGGCCAGGCGUGCUCGGACCCCGCCCGCCCGCUGCGGGGGUUCCGCUGGGUCACGGGCGACGAGCGCACGGACUACACCGCAUGGAGGCCGGGGGGCCCCGUCUGCGGGUCCCAGUGUGUCUCCGUGGCGGCCCAGGAGCUCACCUGGGAGGAGAAGCGGUGUGACUCCGAAGCAGACGGCUUCCUGUGUGAGUACAAUUACACCGGCACGUGCCCCAAACUCUCCCCCGGGGCAGGCCUGGCGGUGACCUACACCACCCCCUUCGGGGCGCAGGACAGUGACCUCCUGGUCCUCCCUCCCCAAACCACUGCCUCGGCCCCGGCCCUGGGCGUGGAGCUGGUGUGCCAGGAGCACAGCAGCGGGGGCAUGCGGUGGAGCUCCGCCAGCCCCGGGGCCUGGCACUGCCAGCUGGAGAACGGCGGGUGCGAGGCGUCGUGCCAGUGGGACCACGGGACCCCGCACUGCACCUGCCCCCAGGGGAAGCGGCUGGACCAGGAUCAACGCAGCUGCUCUUCCCUGUGUGCCGAUGCCCCCUGCGACCACCACUGCGUCCUACUCCACAUGAACUUCACUUGCAUGUGCCACGAGGGCUAUGAGCUGGCUGAGGAUGGCAUCAGCUGCAGAGACAUCGACGACUGUCAAACCAAACCAGACCUCUGUGACCAAGUGUGCAUCAACACCGACGGGGGCUUCCGCUGCCAGUGCCACCCGGGCUAUGAGCUGGUGGAGGACAAAUGUGAGGACGUGAUCGAUUGCUACGAAGAGAAAUGUCACCACCAGUGUGUUGAUGUGCCCGGGGGUUACAAGUGCAGCUGCUUCAGUGGAUACGCCCCAUCCCCCCAGGACCCCAACAAAUGUGUCCUCUUUUGCAACCAGCCUGAAUGCCCGGCAGACUGUGAUCCGCAUACACAGGAUACGUGCUACUGCCCCGAUGGCUUUGUUUUGGAUCACCACAAUGGUAGUGCAAAGAUGUGUGUUGAUAUUGACGAGUGUGAGCAAGGCUAUUGUGAGCAGCUGUGCACGAACAAGCCAGGCAGCUACACGUGUCAGUGCUGGGAGGGGUACAGCCUCCACAAAAAGCACUCGUGUAUUUCUGACGAUGAGUUUUCAGGUGGGACGGAUUCCUACCCAACAACAGCCGCCCCCACCCGUGUCCCACCGAAGCCAGACAGCCUCCACCCCGGAGUGCUGAUUGGAAUCAGCAUUGGCAUCUUGUCCACAAUUUUGGUCCUGAUGGCCAUUCUCUACCACCUGAUGAAGAAGCACUUCCCAGGUCAUGGAGCCAUGGAUUAUAAAUGUAGCAACAAGACAGAAAAGGAGGUGGUGCUGCAGCAAGUUCCCCCGGGAUGCCCCUCUGCUACCCAGAAACUGUAAAGAAUCCCACUGGAUUGAAAGGAGAAAGACGGAAUUGGUUGGAAUUUUUCACAUUUCCGAUGAAAAAUUUUCAAGGAAAGUGAUUAAACUAGCUGCAGAAAAAUAUGCUUUGGAGAAAACUGAAUGGCAAAGCAUAUAAUGCUGAGCUAAUCCCAUUUGUGCGUCUUUAAAGAAACCAGUAGAUGCCUUUUUGAUGUCCCCCCUUUUCCAGACUUGGCGAUCUUUCCGGGGUUUAAAGAGAGAACUUUAUUUUUUGUGCAUUGAGAACUGCCCUUGUUUGGAAUGGACUAUUGAAAUCUGACUAUCAAAGAAGAGAAUAUAUGCAAUGGACUAGUCAACAAUAAUAGACUUUGAAGUGGUGUGGUGAAAGUGACUUUCAUCCAGAGACAGUGUCAAGAGUUCGUUCCCACAUCAGACUGGAGCUACUGAGCAAUCAGGAAGAGUUGGAAUGCUCCUGCGACAGACAUAGGUUUGGCUUAUUUUUAAAAAACUGCUAAUUACUAACAAGUACCAAAGAUCUUUCCAUCAGUUCUUCUCCUGCCUUCCAUCGUCCUGUCCUCUUUGUUAUCUGUAAGAAAUUGUAGCUCCCCACGUUUAUCUAUCUUAGGGGUUUGUAUUGACACCCAUUACCACAGUAUCUGCGCACCUUUCAUGUAAAAUCAAUAGCAAAAGCAAAGCCCCUAAUGGACUUUAUGGAAUCUCUGUCCCUUCCCCCUUUCAGGGUCAGAACUCUGCUUAUUUGGUUGCUGUUUGUUUGUUGGUUACAGGUUUCUUUGUUUUGGGUACAUGUUUGGGUACACUUUGUUUUGGGUCAAUGGUGUGUCAUUCUUGCUAUGGUGGAAAAGCCUUCCCAUGUGAUGGUUGUGUCUUCCAGUCACAUUUUCUCUAGAGGUUUUGUUCCCCUUCUCUCACUGUCAGAUUAAAACGCCAUUAACAAAACCAUUUCAUAUUCUCCUGUUGAUAAGAACGUACGAACCACCAUAUUGGGUCAGACCAAAGGUCCAUCUAGCCCAGUAUCCUGUCUUCCGACGGUGGCCAAUGCCAGGUGCCUCAGAGGGAAUGAACAGAACAGGGAAUCAUCAAGUGAUCCAUCCCCUGUC